Trichosurus vulpecula (common brushtail) is the source of this 3282-nucleotide messenger RNA. RefSeq names its product inter-alpha-trypsin inhibitor heavy chain family member 6 (gene ITIH6). Gene Ontology annotation, molecular function: serine-type endopeptidase inhibitor activity. Gene Ontology annotation, biological process: hyaluronan metabolic process. Lineage: Eukaryota; Metazoa; Chordata; Mammalia; Diprotodontia; Phalangeridae. The record is from RefSeq and is a predicted model, not a curated record.
AUGACGACAGGCACAUGUGGGGGCAUGGCCAUGGGCAGCGCAAGCCAUGUGUCAGGGCUAGCGGUGGACUUUACUGCCACUCUGGCCAAACCUGCUUUGGCCUCCACUCUGCCAUCUCCUCCACAAUGGACUCAGGAGGCUCAAGGGGGCCCUAGAGAGCUUCCAGUGACUCACUUCUCCAUCCGCUCAACCAUUGUGUCCCGCUAUGCCCACACCCAGGUUGUGUCUGUCAUGACCAACUCACACUCAGAGGCCCAGGAAGCCGUCUUUGACCUGGAUCUGCCCAGCCUGGCCUUUAUUUCCAACUUUACCACAUGAGUAUGGGGGGGGGGGCAUGGCGGGACCAUCAAUGGCAAAGUCUACACAGUUGAAGUCAAAGAGAGGCACCAGGCUAAGAAAAUGUAUGAGGAAGCCAAGAAACAAGGGCGGACUGCUGCCCAUGUGGCCAGCCAAGACGAUGAGAUCAAGAAGUUCAGAAUUGCCACAAAUGUAGCCGCAGGUGGAGAGGUAACAUUUGCCUUGACCUAUGAGGAAUUGCUCCCUCGCCUCCUGGGGAAACACCAGCAUGCUGUGAGUGUCAGACCUGGCCAAGUGGUGCCAAAUCUCAGUGUGGAAGUGACCAUAUCAGAGAAGACUGGCAUUGACUAUAUCCACAUGUUGCCCCUCAGAACCAGCCACCUGCUGACCAAUGCUGUGAGAGGUGAGGCUGUCUUGCCGUCCACCAGGAUUGAAAAGGAGGAGACCUGUGCACGGGUCACCUUCACACCAACACCGAGUGAACAGGCUGCCUACUCCAGCCGGGGCAUCAUGGGAGACUUUGUGAUUCAAUAUGAUGUGACUAUGAAGGACGUCAUUGGUGAUGUGCAGAUCUAUGAUGGCUAUUUUGUUCACUAUUUUGCCCCCAGAGACCUACCUCGUAUGCAGAAAAACAUCAUCUUCAUUAUUGAUGUCAGUGGCUCUAUGACUGGAACAAAGCUGAAGCAGGUAACAACUGCCUGGGGAGAAUUCCAGUCCUGGAUUCUAGAGUGUGGAAUGUCCACAUCUGGACACAUCUGGAAGGCUGCUGGUUCCAUUCAGGCCACACCCCUAAACAUACAAAGGGCCAAGGCCUAUGUUAGCAGAAUGGAGGCGGGCAGAUGGACAGACAUGAAUGCAGCUCUCCUGGCAGCAGCUUCCAUACUGAACCAGAACACUACAGGGUCCUCAGGAGAGGCUCAGCUGCUCAUCUUCCUCACGGAUGGGGAGCCCACAGCAGGAGUGACCUCACCUGCCCGCAUCCUCGACAAUGCUCAGAGGGCCCUGGCUGGCCAGACAGCCCUCUUUGGCCUAGCUUUGGGUGAUGAUGCUGACCUGCCGCUUCUACGCCACCUUUCACUGGAGAACCAGGGCAUAGCUCACCGCAUCCGAGAGGACCAGGAUGCUGCCUCGCAGCUCAAAGGCUUCUACGACCGCAUCGCCUCCCCACUGCUGUCUGACAUCCACUUCCACUAUCAGGCCAAACCUGGGAGGGCCAAACCACCAGAGAGCCACUUCCCCAACUAUUUCCAGGGCUCAGAGCUGGUGGUGGUCAGCCAGCUAGGUCAAGGGGAGCCUGAGCUCCAGGUGCGCCUGGAAGCCCGGGGCCCACACAACCACCUGCUCACAGCAGCCCGGGGUGAGGAGGCUGCAAGCAGCACAGAGCCAGCAUUUGGCUGCCUAUCCCACAGGGAGCUCAGCCUGAGCCAAGGCUUCCUCCAGCACCUUUGGACCUAUGUGACAAUCCAGGGCUUGCUGGAAGCCCGCAUUGGGGCCAAUGACUCAGCCACCCGCAGACUACUGGUGGAAAAGGCCCUCAACCUCUCUUUGCAUUUCCAUUUUGUGACACCCUUGACCUCACUUGUUGUGGUAAAGCCAGAGGAGGAAGCCAAAGGGGAACAGGGCCCACAUCCAGCCCUGACAGCCAUAGACCAGCCCACAGCUACCGGGAAGUCCCCAAGGCCUCCAAUCCUUAUAGGCCCCACUGAGCCCCUGCUCCAGGGGGCAAAAUUCACCAGCACUUCACCUGGACCCUCAUUUGCAGCCAAAGUGGUGAAUCCCAGGGUGACCAAACAGAAUCUGACUCCACCUGUCCCCUGGGUGCAACCAGCUCAUGGGGAUCCAUCAUCUAUGAAACCCACAGCAUCUUCAUUCCCCAAGACUGGCUCCUUGUCUCCUCCCAGAGCGGGCCCCAUCACUCAUCUGUGUUCUGUCACCCCACCACUUCUGACCUCCCCCCAAACUGGAGCCCUAUUGCACCCUAAACCAAACAGCUCAUCUUGGUAUAAUCCUGGCUCCAUGGCACCCCCUAGACCGAGUUCCUCAUCCCUCUCUAUCCUGAGCCCCCCAUCUCUCUAUAACUUGAGCACACCUGAGAUCAUCAGUGUCCUUGUUCUCCCUGAGGAGCCACUCCAACUUCUAAAAACCCUGCCAGACUCUGGAUUCUCCGAGUCCUUGAAGCCUGCAUCUAUCUACACCUUCCCCAACACCCACAGCCAAGAGAGCAGACGUGGGAUUCAAGGCGAACCUUUAAAAUCCCCAUCAGUUUUUACCUUCUUCUCUUCAGUGGAUGGGGAUCCGCAUUUUGAGAUCCAGCUGCCAAACUCAGAGAGUAGAAUCUGUUUCACGGUGGACGGAAGGGCAGGGGACACACUUCAGCUCAUCAGAGACCCUGAAGCAGGGCUGCAGGUCAGCGGCCACCUCCUAGGAGCACCUCCGAAGCCAGGCCACAAGCAACGGACCCGCACCUACUUUGACAAGAUCGUGGUGGUUAUGAGGAGACUCCAGGAGCCUUUUGUUAUCUGUGUGACCCCUCACCAGGUCAGCCUAGAGACAGAGGGCAUGACAAAGAGACUCAACUGGGCCCCGUCUCUUCUCAUCCUGCAGCAUGGGCCUGGGCUGGAGCUGAUUCUACAGCACAAGAGGACCCUUACCAUCCGUCUCAGCCACCACCUUGAGUUCCUUAUCAGGAGGCACCAUGACAGGCACCCCACUCCCCUGAGGCUCCCCCAUCUUGGUUUCUACAUGGUUAACGGGCAGGGCCUGAGCCACUCCGCUCGGGGUCUCCUGGGACAAUUCCAGCAUACGGAUCUCUUUGUGAAGCACACAGUCAGGCGGGCUUGGCUAGAAAGGCCUAAUGGCCCCAAUGUGCCUCUGGCCCCUGCUGUCCCAGGGAAGGACUUGCUGUCUAGGGGCCCCUGCUGGAGGGUGAAGUAUCAGGAUGCGGAGAAGCUGCUGGGUAGACCCUACAGAGCCUUUGUCCUCUGA